ACGCUGUACGCUGCCACACUCGGGAGGAAGAGGAAGAACGUAACCUCGAGAGGGUGAACUGGGAGGUCCAUCUUAUUUACACCGGGCAGAUCGCUCACAUUUGGGCCUGUUGGAAUUUUUGCGACAAUAAAAGUUGAAAGCUGGGUGUUCAGAGAUGAGCAGUUCAGAGGAAGUGUCAUGGAUCUCCUGGUUCUGUGGACUAAGGGGGAAUGAGUUUUUCUGUGAGGUGGAUGAGGACUACAUCCAGGACAAAUUCAACCUGACAGGACUCAAUGAGCAGGUUCCUCACUACCGCCAGGCUCUAGACAUGAUCCUGGACCUCGAACCAGAUGAGGAGCUCGAGGACAAUCCCAACCAGAGCGACCUGAUCGAGCAGGCGGCCGAGAUGCUGUACGGCCUCAUCCACGCACGCUACAUCCUCACUAACAGAGGCAUCGCACAGAUGUUGGAGAAAUAUCAACAGGGAGAUUUCGGCUACUGCCCCCGGGUCUAUUGUGAGAAUCAGCCCAUGCUUCCUAUUGGUCUGUCAGACAUCCCGGGAGAAGCCAUGGUGAAGCUGUACUGUCCUAAAUGUAUGGACGUCUACACACCCAAGUCCUCCAGGCACCACCACACAGAUGGAGCCUACUUUGGCACUGGCUUCCCCCACAUGCUCUUCAUGGUUCACCCUGAAUACAGACCCAAGAGGCCCGCCAACCAGUUUGUCCCAAGGCUGUACGGGUUUAAGAUCCACCCCAUGGCCUACCAGCUGCAGCUGCAAGCCGCCUCCAGCUUCAAGAGCCCCGUCAAGGCCAUCCGCUAGACGAGGAGGAGGGUUCUUCAACACAGAGAGAGAAAGAGAGAGAGAGAUAGAGGAAAGAAUUUUGAUCAGAAGGGGAGGGGUCACCUGCACUUCACAAAGCUUUGCAGGUGCCCCCUCCCCCGCCUGAAGACUGUAUUAUUUUUGGUUUAGAUUAGGGCAAAUGAAAACGUGUAAGGAUUUUUGAGUGUGAGAGAGAAAAAAAGACGCACAGCCAUUAUCUUAAACACACACACACACACACACACACACACAGACAUACACACACAGACAUAUUCUGCCACACACACGGGAUUCCAUGCACAUACCUUACCAAACUCAUCAGUGCCAAAAACAGGAGGUGAGAUAAGAGGAAGCCGAACAAGGGGAUUAACGCUGCUUCACUCGCAUUACAAAGCACACUGAUGAGACGUGACGUAAUCAGUGACACCACGGGAACAUUUUCCCCAGCAGAGAAGUUUAAAGUCAGAGCCGUUCAGCUGAAGAAAGCGACAUUUUUCUGAGCUUGUUUUCACCUCUGGCUCUGUUUGUUCUGUAUUUGGCACAGUUUGGUUAAGAGUGGUGGUAAACCCUCCGUCUUUGAAAGCCUGUUACCCCCUCCCCUCGCCCCCCUUCAGUGCAUGUACACUCAGGCUGGCACUCGCAGAGACAGUUCGGACGGUGGAGGUGGAUGUUUUUUGUGUAUCAGUUGUCAAAUUUGGUUCUUUGUUUUUGUCUAAUCUUUUGUACAAGCAUUCUGUUGAAUUUGCCUUAAGAUUCAGAGAAAACCCAGAUUGUUUUUUGUUUUUUUUUAGGAGGCACAAGCAUUUAUUUCUUCAUGUUUUCAGCUGUAAGAGAACAUUAAGUAGAAUUAAAUGAAACUAACAUGAAUUUCAGACAAUUGUAAUCAUCCCGAGUCAUUUUUCCAGCUGUCUGUGCAUGUGUCAAACAACUGUUUGUAAUGGUACUCAAGUGAAAAUAUAACCUGUGCAACAUUUUUCUGAGCAGCAUCCUGCUGCAUCUGCGUUUGUAUUGUCACCCUUUGCCCCGUAGCUUUAUCUCCUUUGAAGUAAUAGUUUGACGUUUUCGGAAAUACGUCUAUGUGCUGAGAGUAUAGAUGAGAGGAUUGUCACUACAGGAUGAUAGGUGUACACUACCGCAAGUGGCCAGCCAGCUUCUCUUCUAGCUCAAAGGUGAGAAAUUGGAAAACUGUUUGCCUGACUCUGUCUGAGCAAAAUCCUCCACGUAUAUUUUAGUUUUUUUCAAUUAACAAACAAGGCCAAUAACGGGGGGGAGGAACGUGCAGCUGCAGACAGGGUUCAGGCAGUUUUCCUUGUUCAAUCCAAGAAAUAGUCCAGAUCUAAAACCAUCAGUCGCACAUUCUUAAAAACCACGACUUGCUCACAUAUAGCAUACAUGUUGAUUUUUGAGCUUCAGAGCUGCUACAGCUCACUAAAGCUCACCAAUUAAUCCAGUACAGUUUAUUUUUAAUCUGUACAACAUUUCUGAGGAAUAGUUGGCCUCAUAGUCAACAUUAAAACAAUGCAAGGUUUACAUGUUUUUUACAUUUUAAACAAGACGCAUCAUAACUGGUGAGAAUGUGGUGGGCUAGCUGUGUCUUUUUGCUGAGCUGACUGACCUCUUGUGGAAGCUGUAGGUUUCAGUUGUUUCGUUUAUCUCUUUGUCUGAGAGCAAAUAUUUCCGAAAACGUCAGAUUAUUCCUGUAAAUAAUCCAGGAGGAGACUCAGAAAGAGGAAUUAAGACAAUCUGAAUCCUUCAGCUCACUCCACCACUGCACUGAUCCUCCUGCUGUCUCUCCACAGCACAGUCUCCUUAUUUAUGAUCACGUUUAGAGACAGACAGAUAGACAGACAGACAGACAGACCACCAGCCGCCUUCUUGGUUUUGUUUCUCUUUGAAGCCCCAGGGCAGAUACUCGGUCGCCCCCCCUCUACUCCCUCAUCUCUUUACUUCAGACUUCUCCUGUAGUGUGACUGGAACAGGUUGUUGUUUUUUUGGAUUACACAAUACAAGAGGAAAGGUAUUUAUGUGUCCAGAUUUUAACUAACAUUUGUCUUUGUUGUUGUCGUCUUUCUGCUACUGUGGAAGGGUGAGCAGGAUUCAGAAUUCUCAAUAAACUUAUAUUUUCUUUUCAUA
Notolabrus celidotus (New Zealand spotty) is the source of this 2935-nucleotide messenger RNA. RefSeq names its product casein kinase 2, beta polypeptide (gene csnk2b). Gene Ontology annotation, cellular component: cytoplasm; protein kinase CK2 complex. Bases 155 to 802 code for a protein of 215 amino acids. NCBI's taxonomy places the organism in Eukaryota, Metazoa, Chordata, Actinopteri, Labriformes, Labridae. The record is from RefSeq and is a predicted model, not a curated record. The transcript has 7 exons. Gene Ontology annotation, molecular function: protein kinase regulator activity.